AUGGAGACCCGGUCCAGAAGGGACUUCCUAGAGGAUCUAAGACGAAGGUUGGGGUUUGAAUUUUUGUUUACUGUUGACCCGAGGGGACUUUCUGGAGGGCUUGCCCUUUUCUGGAAGAAAGAGGUGCAUAUUCAGGUCUUACAAUCUAACCCCAACUUCAUCCACACUGCUAUUCACUCUAUGAUCAACACUUUGGGUUGGGAUUGCACUUUUGUCUAUGGUGACCCCUCUCCUCAACGAAGGAGAUCACUCUGGCCUCGAAUUGCUAACUUGAGAUACAGGAUUGAUAUACCUUGGUGCCUAAUUGGGGAUUUUAAUGAGAUUCUACAUGCCCAUGAAAAGGAUGGUCUAAGACCCCAAACCCACUCAAUUUUGCAGAGAUUCCAAGAAUUCGUGCACCACUCUGGCCUUAUGGACUUGGAUCUAAAGGGUAACAAAUUCACUUGGCAUAGUAACCAAAGGGAUGGCUUCAUAACAAGAGAAAAAAUUGAUAGAGUUCUAACCAAUUGGCACUGGAGAUCAAUCUUUCCUAAUGCUUCUGCCAUGGCCUACCCUCAGAUUAGUUCUGAUCAUUCCCCUGUGUUGCUGGAUCCCUCUCCUCCCACAUGGAGCAUUACUCCUUUCAAGUUUGAAGUUUUUUGGGAGGAGCAUGAACAGUGUCAAGAGAUGGUGAAUCAGGGCUGGAGUAAUCCAAUGACUAAUGAUAAUUGCUGGCAAGACCUAUCCAACAGAAUUCGGAAUUCUAAACGAACUCUCUGGACUUGGCAGAAGAAGGUUUUUAAAGUAGCGGAUAAGGAAAUCAUAAGGCUAAAGCAACACCUGCAACAGGUUCAAGAAAAACCUCACCAUCUUGUGGAUUGGAGUGAAGUAUCUAACCUCAAAGUGGAGAUUGACAGACUUUGGAGACAAGAGGAGUUAUUCUGGGGUCAAAGGUCACGCAUUAAUUGGGCAAGAUUGCUGUUGGAGGUUUCUGAUGCUGAAAUUGCUGAAGCAGUUAAUGAGCUUGGUGGGCUUAAGGCCCCAGGCCCAGAUGGCUUGAAUGGCCUUUUCUUUAAAAAUCACUGGGAAACAGUUAAAGGUUCGGUGUGUGCAGCGGUUAGGGACUUCUUCCUCACGGGUAACCUGUCGUCAGAAAUAAAUGAAACUAUUGUGGCCCUCAUUCCCAAGGUUGAUUCCCCAGAAAAUGUUGCACAGUUUAGGCCUAUAAGCUGUUGCAAUUAUAUCUUGAAGGUCUUGUCCCGGAUUAUGGUAACUAGACUCAAAGAGGAUCUCUCCUCCAUUAUCUCUCCUAAUCAGAGUGCUUUUGUUGCGGGAAGAGUAAUUCAAGAUAACAUAGCUGUUGCUCAAGAGGCCUUUCACUUAAUCCAGAAAGCAGGUGCCAACUCUAAUGGCUUCAUGGCUAUCAAAGUCGAUAUGAGCAAGGCCUAUGAUAGAUUGGAGUGGAGUUUUCUGGAGAGGGCACUGAAGUCCUAUGGUUUUCAUCCUAUGUGGAUAGCUAGGGUGAUGACGCUAGUGAGAGGAGCUACCUACAAGCUGAAAGUUAAUGGCUUCCUGAGUUCCUCUAUUGUUCCGGAAAAAGGUUUAAGACAAGGGGAUCCUCUCCCCCUACCUCUUUGUGCUUGCCACUAA
Messenger RNA from Lotus japonicus, 1629 nucleotides. RefSeq lists its product as uncharacterized. The transcript has 2 exons. The coding region runs from base 1 to 1629 and encodes 542 amino acids. Gene Ontology annotation, molecular function: catalytic activity. The record is from RefSeq and is a predicted model, not a curated record. Lineage: Eukaryota; Viridiplantae; Streptophyta; Magnoliopsida; Fabales; Fabaceae.